Messenger RNA from Medicago truncatula (barrel medic), 1678 nucleotides. RefSeq names its product phenolic glucoside malonyltransferase 2. The transcript has a single exon. Bases 163 to 1545 code for a protein of 460 amino acids. Lineage: Eukaryota; Viridiplantae; Streptophyta; Magnoliopsida; Fabales; Fabaceae. The record is from RefSeq and is a predicted model, not a curated record.
AAUAAUAAGAUGAAGUUUAGUUAAGAACAUAUUUCUAAUGGAGAAGUGUUGAAUGGCUGUUAGGACUUAUGGAUAUUUGGGGUGCUCCCAAAUAUUAUUCCUCUAUGUAUAAUUGCUUUGGACAAUGUUUCUUUGCCAUAAACAUUUCUUUCUCUUUCAACCAUGGCACAACAUGAAGAAUCAUUCAAAGUUGUUCAAAAUUGCAAUAUUGAACCUUUAAUUGACACAACAAAACCUUUUCCAUCACCAACCUCACUUCCACUCACUUUCUUUGAUCUUUUAUGGUUAAGAUUUCCACCAGUUGAACGUCUCUUCUUCUAUGAACUCACAAACUCGACAACUUUUUUCUAUGAAACUCUUCUUCCAAAUCUCAAACACUCACUUUCACUCACACUUCAACACUUUCUCCCUCUUGUUGGUAACAUAACUUGGCCUAGUGAUUCAUCCAAACCAAUCAUAAACUAUGUUAAGGGAGAUUCUAUUUCUUUCAAUGUUGUUGAGUCCAAAGCAAGUUUCAAAGAUCUUUCUUCUCAUCAUUGUGAAGCUUCAAAAAGACAUCAUUUGAUACCCCUAUUGAAAAAUUCUCAUGAAAAGGCUUCUUUGCUUGCAAUACAAGUUACUUUGUUUCCAAACAAUGGUUUUUGCAUUGGAAUAACAACACACCAUGCUGCUUUAGAUGGAAAAUCUUCAACCACUUUUAUGAAAUCAUGGUCUUAUGUUGCAUGUUCUAAUUCUAACCUUGAUUCAUCUUUCUUAUCUUUACCUGAAAAUCUAACACCUUUAUUUGAUAGAUCAUUGAUAGAAGAUCAUCAUAGUGGAAUUAGUGAAGCAUAUGUUGAUGCAUUGAUGAAACAUGGUGGACCAAAUAAUAGAAGUCUCAAGAUUAUGAAUUUUUCUAGUCCAAUGAAACAUGAUGUAGUUAAAAGUUUGUUUGAAUUGACACCUUCAAAUAUUCAAAAGCUUAAAGAACAUGGAAAAAAUGAUAUGAAAAUGAAUGUUAUAAAUUUGUCAACUUUUUUAGUUACAAGUGCUUAUGUUUUGGCAUGUUUAGUAAAGGCACAACAACCUAAGGUUGAAAAAGUGAUUUUCAUAUUUGCUAUAGAUUGUAGAUCAAGGUUGGACCCUUCAAUUUCUACUAUGUAUAUUGGUAAUUGUAUUGCAGGAAAAAAGAUUGUGUUUGAGACAAAGAACUUAGUUGGAAAAAAUGGAUUUGUAAAUGCUUUAGAAGGAAUAAAUAAAGCUUUGAAUAGUGUGAAAGAUGUUGGCGUGUUAAAUGGAGCUGAAAAUUGGGUUUCUAAUAUGUCUAGUGGAAUGGAAGGUAAAAUUUACUCUAUUGCUGGAUCACCAAGGUUUGAGUUUUAUAGUAUUGAUUUUGGAUUUGGAAAGCCAAAAAAAGUUGAUAUGACUUCAACUGAUAAAUCAGGAGCAUUUUCUCUUAGUGAAAGUAGGAAUAACAAUGGUGGAAUUGAGAUUGGUUUGGCUUUAAGUAAGGAAGAGAUGGAAGCUUUUUCUACCCUUUUUGUUCAAGGACUUGAAUCCAUUUAAAGUUUCAAAGUUUAUUAGUAGUUUGAUUUGUAAUCUUCUAUUCUUCAUAGAUGUUUACUCUUCAUAUUUUUAUAACCUUGUUUUUGCGAACGUGAUUAGUGAAUUUUUGUUAUGAUAAAUUAGAGUUGGUCAA